UCGCGGUGUUAAUUUGACACUGACGUUACCUCAAGUGAACAGGGUGAUUUUCUCUAAAGGAGUAAAGUCAAUUUGUAAAUUUCCCCUUGAAGUUUGGAUGUUAUGAUACUUAUUUGCAACCUAUGACCACAAAAAUUGCAACAGUAGCCAACUUGGCUUUUCAUGCAUUUCAACAGCAUUCAGUACGUGCUACAUUGGGCCCAGCAUCAGCUAAUAUUAACAAUGGGAUGGGAGAUUCUCAUCCUUGUAUAAAUGGCAAUUCUCCGACACAUUCUGACAAACCCGUUUCCCCAACUCUUCCGGUAAAACAUAAACAGUUAUCGGAAUCUUUAUGUCGUUUGUUAGCAUGUGUUCGCUCUCUUACUCCAAAAGAUGUUGGCUUUGAUGUUCGAUGGAUCUCUGAUUCAAAUAUAUCAUCUGCUCCAGUCGCUUAUGUGCAUAUUAUGGAAAAUGAAGUAUUUUCCAUGGGUAUUUUUAUUUUGAAACCUGGCUCUCGUAUACCCUUACAUGAUCAUCCGGGAAUGUAUGGGAUUUUAAAAGUUUUAACCGGUUCUGUACGAUGUCGUAGUUUCACACGAUUAAAAAAUGUCAAAUCAACAACAGAUUUAGGAAAUUAUAAACCAUCGUUAUCGGUUUUUGAUGAUUCAAAAUGGCAAUUGACCGAUUUAAUCAUUGCUCGACCACAUCAAGAUACAGUCCUAUGUCCAGAUCAUCAACCUUGUUUACUUUUUCCAAUUGAAGGUAAUUUACAUGAAAUUACUCCAGUUGAUGGUCCAGCAGUUUUUCUCGAUAUACUAGCUCCUCCAUAUGAUCAUGAUUUAGGCACUAGAGAAUGUCGAUUUUAUAAAGAAGUUAUCAUACCACAAAUGAAUUCUAAUUCAUUAUUAUCACAGAACAACGUGCAUAAUAAUAAUAAUAAUAAUAAUAAUAAUAAUAAUAAUGAACUCUCAUCUUCAGCUGAUUCUUCAGAUCUUGAUCUAUGCUCAAAUCAGCCAGAAAAAGAUUCAGUUGUUUAUUUAGUUGAAACAAAUCAACCAUCAGAUUAUUGGUGUGAAUCUGCAGAAUAUAAUGGACCUAGUGUAGUUUAAUAUUACUAAAAUGUAUGUUUUUUGCUAGAAAGAAAAUAUUGAAUUUUUUCUCUUAUGGUUCUUUAAUUCUACUACUACAUCAGCUUAUUCACAUUCAGUAUUUCUAAGAACCUACUAGCCUCAUUAUUAUUAUUAUUAUUAUUAUUAUUAUUAUUAUUAUUCUCAUGGCAUUUUUCCACGGUUCAUCCAAAUUUGAAUAUUUCAAUCUCCUUGCUUCUGUUACUCUCUAUUCCUAUUUUGCUCUUUCUUUACUUAGAUAAUAAUAAAAUCAGUUUAUAAUUUGAUGUACAAAUUCACUUCACCUCAUUUUCUUUUUUUAAUCAUCAUCAUACUACUACUGAUCAAUCUAAUAUUCGGUAUUAAUUUUCACACAUCAAUAUACCCAUUCUGUGUUUUUGUUGCCAUGUCUUUUCGGUGAAUACCGUCAUGUUUAGUUUAUUCUUGCUUUUGUUUACAUUUUAAGUAUUUAAAGAAAUCUAUGUUCUUGUUAUUAUUAUUAUUAUUAUUAUUGUGGUUUUUCAUGGUGAAAACAAAACACAGAGAAAAUCAUUGUAUAUGCUGCACCCCUUGUUAAUUCAUGCUCUCAUAGCAUCAUUCUACUAAAGUUAUUUCCUUGUUUGAUGACUAUACUACUGUUGUUAGUAGUGGUAAUCUAUUCAUCAGAUUAUUGUUUCAUGCGUACAAUCAAAUAUUUUACUGCCUUUGUUUUUUCUCCAUAUACCCCCCCAAAAAAAAAAUAUUUUAUUUCUCGUAUGUGAUUUUUGUGGUCAAAUCCAGUCACAGUACUUUUCGUUGUGGUGGUAGUAGUAGUAGUAGUAGUGGUAGUAAUAACCAACAUCAAAGUUAUCCCUUCCAUAUUUAUCUCAUUUCGUUACUGAGUACUAAAACACUAUCUGUAAUAUACACUUAUAAAUAUGCAUAAAUUUAUGUAACAAUUUAAAAACUAUACACACUUCAUACAUUAUCAAAGCUGAAAUGAAAAAAAGAAGAGAAGGACAAUAAUAUGUUGAUUGAUGUAUAUUUCAACGAGUGUUAAAUACCACACUUGAUUGUAUCUAUAUUAUUUACUGUAAUGAAGAUAUACGCAUACAAUAAAUGUUCUUUUAUGUGUUAGUGUACGUAAAAUUUCUACACUUAGAAUAGUUUCUUGUUAGCCCCCAAAUGCCCUGGUACGGCCGACAGU
Messenger RNA from Schistosoma spindalis, 2271 nucleotides. The record is from the annotation of a GenBank genome assembly. Lineage: Eukaryota; Metazoa; Platyhelminthes; Trematoda; Strigeidida; Schistosomatidae.